Messenger RNA from Orbicella faveolata, 1132 nucleotides. RefSeq lists its product as uncharacterized. NCBI's taxonomy places the organism in Eukaryota, Metazoa, Cnidaria, Anthozoa, Scleractinia, Merulinidae. The record is from RefSeq and is a predicted model, not a curated record.
ACAGCUGUUGGCAGAAAAUGAACAAUUAUUUUAUACUGAUAAAAACCUGCUUAUAUUCUUUAGCACGUUAGACUUUUUAGCCAUUUAAAGCUUAGUACAUAUUUUGCAUGUUUGUCCAUAGAAUAACAAGAUAAAGAUGACGUUAUUUUUCACCUUGCUCGUGUUAUUUGGUGGUACAUCAUUCAUUUCAGGAUCUGGACAACACGUCACGUGCGAGCGAUCAUAUUACAAGCUGGGAUGCUAUCAGGACCGACAGUGGUCCAGGGCUAUGUCUAAACUUCUUAUCAGUGACCGUGUUAAGUCAAGUCAGGGACGAAGUGUCGAUUGGAACAACUGGGAAGAUUACUUGCACGGCCUGGCGUGUCGUUGUGCCCAGGCUGCCUCUCAACAGGGAUACACAAUGUUUGGACUUCAGCACUACGGAGAGUGCUGGUCAGGACCAGAGUCAUGUGACCUGUAUUCUCGACAUGGAGAUUCUCAGCUGUGUAUUGGUAAAAACUACACCAGAUGUGAUAUUAAUGACGAAAGCGAGUGUGUUGGAGAGAGCAACGCCAACUUCGUGUAUCUUUUGCUGGAGGAACCAGAAGAAGAACAUGUCAUUUAAGUAAAAUACAAAACACACUUUGCGGCUUCAAGAGUAUGCAGUUUCUAUUGUACCUUAUAUUAUACUUAGAGAUAAGAUGAUUUUUUAUCAUGUCGAAGUAUCUGAAUAAAAAUAUAACAUAGCCUUUUGCGUAAAGUGUGUCCAUAUGUGUACUUUUUAAAUUUGCAAACUUUAUUCCAUUUUUUUUUUUUGUUGCUGGAGUUAAACAUUUUUGAUCACGUUUUUUUAUGGAAAAGUCGUGAAACUGAACAAAUGUUCACAGUGAGAAAGCAAUGCUAAAUUUCUUUCAUGACGGCUUUCCGAGGUUUAUCGAUGCUUUCUCUGCUAUGAACAAACAAAAACAAUGUACAUAAAACGCUUGCCCGUAUAUGGCGUAUGCUACACUGCCUGAUUACGUCACGAAUUAAAAGCAUGGCCCAGUCUAUCUCGGACAAAUGUUUCUUGGUAGUGAUUUUGCAUCUCCGAUCCGGUAAGACGAUUGUAUUUUAUAACCACGCCACUAGCUAAACAUUUUCAUGGAAUUAUAUU